GACACAUUCUCCCAGAGAAGACACAUUCUCCCAGAGAAGACACAUUCUACCAGAGAAGACACAUUCUACCAGAGAAGACACAUUCUCCCAGAGAAGACACUCCAAAACAGAGGAAGAACACAACAUCGCAGACACUAGUCUCCAACGACACAAAAUGGCUUCUAAAUACAUCACAAAAAUUGCAAUCUCCACUACCCCUGGAAGGGAGCAAGAGCUUUGUGGCCAAGGCUUUCACAAGAUGGAUGUCAACCUCAACAAAGGCAAUUUAUCCACCACAGUUUAUAUGUGGUACAGAAAGGACAAUGGUAAACCCAUCACCAGAGUCCAGUUUUCAUUCACUGAUGAAAUGAAAGAUGACCUGCGAGAAGCAGGGUUCAUUGAGCUCCCAGAAAACCUCAACUAUGGAGCACAAGGAGACGUCAUCCAGCUGUGGUACUCUAGUGGUGCAAGCCCUGACUACGACAUUCCCAUUGAAGGUCUCUUCCUCACCACUAAUGAGAAAGAAGAGGCCGCUCAAUUCAAGCUCGGCUGGGAAAUCCUACCAUGCAAUCUGAACCGCGGUAACCAAGGUGCUUUCAUCACCCUCUGGGUGAAGAGAAAGAGUAAGACCUACAUCUGUGACGUUGCUGCCACCAUCUCAGGUCAACAAGAAGACAUCAACCUUUUCAACAAUGGCUACAUCCGGAUGGAUGAAGAUCUCAAUAGAGGUUCUGGAGGAAAACCCAUCUUCCUCUGGUACCGUCAAUCCACCAAAAUGGACGGUGGGCUCACCGAGAUGACUGUAUCCAUCAACCCUGCUGAUGAUUCCAUCCUACAGAAGCGUGGUUUCACCGUGGUGGAUGUUAACCUCAAUGAUGGAACAAGCGGUCAGCCAGUGAUGGUCUGGAUCAAAAAAAAAGUUGGAUCUCCCCCUAUCAAGGCCUUGACCGUUACAUCCAACCCUGAUGCACCUGGCCCUUAUGACCAGGUCGGCUUGACCCUCAUCGAUAAAAAUCUGAAUGCUGGCAACAGUGGUACGCCCCUCUUCCUCUGGUAUGGCAAUUAAAAACCUGAGUUGGAGAGGCAGAAUCAGCCCAAAAUUGUGCCAGAUAUUAGCUUUUGCAUGGCAAUUUAUCUGUUUAAUUUUAAAAUAUUUUUCUGACACUCAAUGUUAUCUUUUAUGUCAUAAAGUCACUGUCAGAGAUCAUUUAGAAAGUUUUCUUUAAUGUUUUUUUCAAUCAAUUAACAAUUGAAUUAUAGAAAUUAUAUUUUAGCAGCAGGUUUAAUUCUUCUGAAUAUACCAAGGGGUUGUAAGGUUUUAUAUUACAUUGUGUUAGUCAGAUAUUAUUUUGAAAAACCUGAGUAAAGUAAUACAAUUAAAAUGAUUCCUGUGUAACACUGAUCAUUAUGUUAAUCAAUAAAGAAAGCAUAUCAAAUGAGAACAUUGUACCUUUUAAUUAAUCAAAUGCUUGACCUUAUCACAAAGGCCUGAUAACACCUACUGUACAUUAUCAUGUCUAUUAUAAUGACCAGAAAUGGGAGAGGACAAAGCUCACAGAUGCACACUAAGGUUGAUAAUGUAAUAAUCUGAUAACACCUACUGUACAUUACCAUGUCUAUUAUAAUGACCAGGAAUGGGAGAGGACAAAGCUCACAGAUGCACACUAAGGUGGAAAAUGUAAUGAUCUGAUAACACCUACUGUACAUUACCAUGUCUAUUAUAAUGACCAGGAAUGGGAGAGGACAAAGCUCACAGAUGCACACUAAGGUGGAUAAUGUAAUGAUCUGAUAACACCUACUGUACAUUACCAUGUCUAUUAUAAUGACCAGGAAUGGGAGAGGACAAAGCUCACAGUUACACACUAAGGUGGAUAAUGUAAUGAUCUGAUAACACCUACUGUACAUUACAGUUUAUAUUAUAAUGACCAGGAAUGGGAGAGGACAAAGCUCACAGAUUCACACUAAGGUGGAUAAUGUAAUGAUCUGAUAAAUAACAUUCCUAAAGGUUUGUUUCACUGAUAACUCACAUUUGACAACGUCUGGGUGCCUUGCAGAUUGUAGGAUAUGUUUUCUUUGACUUGAUCAUCCAGUCUUCUAGAUAUCGAUAUGAUUUGUUUUGGCUCUCAAUGCAAUAUUUCCGUGGUGCAAAACAGCACAGAUUAUAAGAACAAUUAAAAUCCAAUCAGCGUGAUUUAAUUUGAAACGUUUUUUAACAAUGUGCGUUAAAUCUGUAGUUUAAAAAACAAGUAGCCACCCUGCCACUGUUUUGGUAAACAGGGGAUGGGGCUGGAGAAAUGUAACCACUCAAAUGCAUAGACAGAGCUAUGGAUGUAAGGACUGACCAUCCAUGAUAUCAACGUUAGUUUUAACCAUGUUUUGAGGUUGUUUGUUUACAAUUACAUCGUUUACAAACAAAGUAAAUCAACAUUGUAUCGU
This is a messenger RNA of Salvelinus namaycush (lake trout), 2415 nucleotides long. RefSeq lists its product as uncharacterized. The record is from RefSeq and is a predicted model, not a curated record. NCBI's taxonomy places the organism in Eukaryota, Metazoa, Chordata, Actinopteri, Salmoniformes, Salmonidae. The transcript has 2 exons. The coding region runs from base 155 to 1045 and encodes 296 amino acids.